AGCCUUUAAAGGCCAGUUCAUUAAGGAUUGUAAGAAAUUACACUUUUUUAUAUUAUAAGGAUACAGAGGAAAAUAAUUUUUUGUGAGAAGUCGCGAAAGCUUCUUGAAACUGGCUUAUAUGGAAUUAGCGCUCAAGCAUGUAGCGAAUCGCUUAGAAAAGCUAGAUUCGAAUUGUUUUCAAGAUGGUUUUUAUAAAUUUGAACCAAAGAAUAUAAACUCUUCUCUUGAUAUAGUUGGAAGGACCAUUCAGAAUAUUCUGGAUACGACUUACACUUACCAACCGAAAAAGAUAUCUAUACGAGAAAAUGAAGUGGUCUCGGAUACAGUUUCUAACGUACAUUGGCUGAAGGAAAAAUGUGAACUGAUUUGUUCUACCAUGGAGGCGGAAUUGAGUCCUUCCACCUUAUUUGAUUCGAUUAUUGAGGCCCUUCAGUCAGAAAACGAUGAAUUGACUGUACAAGAGGAUUUAUUAAAUCUUCUGGGAUAUGAAAAUGUCGAACUCUUAUCUCAGAUUUUCGAACGAUCAUCAUUAAUCCUGCAGGAAUACACUAAGCAGCAAAAUCUUGCUAAUGAGAGAACUUCUGCAGAGUCAACUCCUACUCACGGACAAGCCCUCCUGGAUUCAGUUCGAACAAAAGGACCUCAGUUUACACGCUCUAAAGAUAAUCGCGGUCCGUUGUUCACUGGACAACAGCUCUUUGAAAGCGAAAACUAUCCUCAUGUUUACGGAGACAAAAGGCUUGGAAAUACGAUUAGUGUCAUUGGAAAAAAAUUCGCUUUGCCGGUAGGGAGUCAACGCGAUGAUUAUGACAAAUACGAGGAAAUAGUUGUUCCUCCUGCAAAGCAUUUACCUCCUAUGCAGAGUGAAACCCCAAUCAAAAUAUCUUCCCUGGAUACCAUAUGUCAGAAAACGUUUAUGCGAUAUGAAACACUUAAUAGAAUUCAGUCGCUUGUUUUCCCUGUUGCUUAUAAGACUAAUGAGAACAUGCUCAUUUGUGCCCCUACGGGUGCUGGUAAAACCGACGUUGCCUUACUUACUAUUCUCCAGACAAUUUCUAGCUUUACUGAGAAGUUGGGCUUAGACGAGAAAAAUGAAGAACGCUUGCGGGUUUUGAAGGAUGAUUUCAAAAUUAUCUAUAUUGCACCAAUGAAAGCUUUAGCUGCAGAGGUGGUAGAAAAGAUGGACAAACGCCUUAGUUGGCUAGGAAUUAAAACGAGGGAGCUUACUGGUGAUAUGCAAUUGACCAAAGCUGAGAUUGCAGAAACUCAAAUUAUCGUAACUACUCCAGAAAAAUGGGAUGUCGUUACCAGAAAGAGUGUAGGCGAUAGCCAGUUAACGGAAAAAGUGCGAUUGGUUAUCAUCGACGAAAUUCAUAUGCUUCAUGAUGAUCGUGGUGCUGUCAUUGAGUCUUUAGUUGCCAGAACUCAACGGUUUGUAGAAACAAGUCAGCAGAUGAUUCGAAUUAUUGGUUUAUCUGCGACUCUUCCUAAUUAUCUUGACGUAGCGGACUUUUUGGGUGUUAAUAGGUAUAAAGGAUUAUUCUAUUUUUCUUCUGCUUUUCGUCCAUGCCCUAUAGAACAUCAUUUUAUUGGUGCUAAAGGGUCUCCGAAAGUUGUAAACACAAACGUUGAUGAAGCUUGCUUUGAUAAAGUCCUUGAACUUAUUCGUGAAGGUCAUCAAGUGAUGAUUUUUGUUCAUUCUCGAAAAGAGACGAUAAAAUCUGCAAACAAAAUCAGAGAGCAAUUCUUCCACGAAGGUGCCGCUGAUUAUCUUGAUUGUUCAACGCAUGAAAAAUAUGGACUUUUCCAAAGGGAAGUUGCUAAAUCAAAAAAUAAAGAUUUAAGAGAACUUUUCAAAUAUGGUGUCGGUAUUCAUAACGCUGGUAUGUUACGUUCUGAUAGACAUUUAACAGAGCGGCUUUUUUCACAAGGUGCAUUAAAAAUCCUAUGUUGUACGGCUACACUCGCGUGGGGUGUCAAUCUUCCAGCCUACGCGGUAGUUAUCAAAGGUACUCAGUUGUAUGAUCCCCAGAAAGGUUCUUUCGUAGAUUUGGGUGUUUUAGAUGUUUUACAAAUUUUUGGUCGUGCUGGUCGUCCCCAAUUUGAAAAAUCGGCUGCCGCAUUCAUUAUCACUACUCAUGAUAAGCUUUCUCAUUAUGUUUCAGUUGUCACUCAACAAACACCGAUUGAAUCUCGGUUCACUGAACGACUUGUUGAUAAUUUGAAUGCGGAAAUUGCUCUAGGAACUGUCACAAAUGUUGAUGAAGCUGUAACUUGGUUAGGUUACACAUACCUGUAUAUUAGAAUGCGACGAAAUCCUUUAAUUUAUGGAAUUGCAUACGAUGAGCUAUUGGAUGACCCAUAUUUGGGAAGUAAACGACGAGAGUUGAUUGAAUUGGCGGCUACAAGGUUGGCCGAUAAUCAAAUGAUCAUAUUUAAUAAGAAAAACGGUUACUUAUCACCUAAAGAUUUGGGAAGAAUCGCUUCACAUUUCUAUAUUUCAUAUCAAACCAUUACUACUUUGAAUGGUUUACUAAAAAGUAAGAUGUCAGAGGCGGAUAUUCUUUCUUUGUUAAGUCAGUGUACCGAGUUCUCGCAAAUAAAAUCGAGAGAAAACGAGCAUAAGGAACUGGAAUCAUUAAUGGAACACAAUGCUCCAUGCCAAUUAAGAGACAGCAUUUCAAACACAGCCGGUAAAGUAAAUGUUAUUUUACAAAGUUAUAUUUCUCAAGCUCGUGUUGAGGAUUUUGCUUUAUCUUCUGAUACUAACUAUGUUGCUCAAAAUGCUGGACGAAUCUCUCGAGCUUUAUUUGAAAUUGCUUUAUCUCGUGCCUGGGCAUCAGCAUUUACAAUUUUAAGCUUAAGUAAAUCAAUAGAGAAAAGACAAUGGGGUUUUGAGCACCCAUUGUUACAAUUCGAUCUCCCAAAUGACAUUGCCACUAAACUUGAGAAUCAGUACAGUAACCUUUCUAUUGAAGACUUAUCUGAAAUGUCAGCUAAUGAACUUGGGGAUUAUAUCCACAAUAAGAAAAUGGGACCCACUAUUAAACAUUGUCUUUCUCGAUUACCUUUACUCGGAGUAGAGGUUGAUUUGCUACCGUUGACUAAAAAUGUACUUCGAUUGACUUUGACGAUUAAUGCCAAGUUUACAUGGGAUAUGAAAUACCAUGGCAACUCGCAAUUAUUUUGGAUUUUCGUUGAAGAUAGUGAUGGAUUGGAAAUCCUCUACCAUGAGCUCCUUGUUUUAAACAAAAAAAGCUCUACAUCUCCACAAUUAAUGUCAUUUACUAUUCCUGUUUCGGAUCCCUUACCUUCUCAACUAUAUAUUGUUGCAAUGUCCGAUAGAUGGAUUGGGGCGGAAAGUGUUACUCCAGUUUCAUUGUCAAAUGUAGUUUUGCAUGAAGAUUCUAAUCCUGUAACUGAACUUUUGGAUUUACAACCUUUACCUAUAACUGCUCUUCAUGAUCCUGUCUUAGAGUACAUCUGUGGGAGAAGGUUCGCAUUUUUCAAUGCCGUACAAACACAAUUUUUCCAUACUAUUUACCAUACAGAUACCAAUGUCUUUGUUGGUGCCCCUACCGGAUCUGGUAAAACAAUGGCAGCAGAGUUUGCAACAUGGCGCGCUUUUCAAAAGAAUCCAACUCACAAGGUCAUUUAUAUUGCUCCAAUGAAAGCCUUAGUUAAAGAAAGAAUUAGCGAUUGGGGUUCCAGAUUGAUAGAGCCAAUGGGACUGAGCAUGAUCGAAUUAACUGGUGAUACUAACCUUGAUACAAAGACAAUUAUGGAGGCUAAUAUUAUAAUCACAACGCCAGAAAAAUGGGAUGGUAUAUCUAGAAGUUGGAAAACCAGGAAAUAUGUACAAGACGUCUCCUUGGUUAUUCUUGACGAAGUACACUUGUUAGGAAGUGAUCGAGGCCCCAUUUUGGAAAUGAUUGUUUCUCGUAUGAAUUAUAUAGCCUCACAAACAAAUAAGGGUGUCAGAAUUGUGGGUCUCUCUACUGCUGUUGCCAACGCAAAUGAUCUGGCUGAUUGGCUCAAUAUUAAGGAUGGUUUAUUUAACUUUAGGCAUUCUGUUCGCCCAGUACCUUUAGAAAUUUACAUAGAUGGUUUCCCUGGAAGGGCAUAUAGUCCACGAAUGAUGUCCAUGAAUAAACCCGCUUUUCAAGCUAUCAAAACGCAUUCUCCCACACAACCUGUUCUAAUAUUUGUUUCUUCUCGUCGACAAACAAGGCUUACAGCGAAAGAUCUAAUAGCAUAUUGCGGUUUAGAGGAUAAUCCACGCAGGUUUUUACAUAUGGACGAUUCAGAGUUAGAAAUGAUUCUUUCCAGGGUUGAAGACAAGAAUUUGAAGCUCGCUUUACCAUUUGGUAUAGCUCUUCAUCAUGCUGGUCUUACUGAAACCGAUCGUAAGAUUUCUGAAGAACUGUUUGUCAACAACAAAAUUCAAAUCCUUAUAGCAACAAGCACCCUGGCAUGGGGUGUUAACACACCAGCACACUUAGUAAUUGUGAAAGGUACCGAAUACUAUGAUGUUAAAAUUGAAGGUUACAAAGAUAUGGAUAUCACCGAUGUUUUGCAAAUGCUUGGACGUGCUGGUCGUCCUCAGUUUGACAGCUCUGGUGUUGCACGUAUAUUUGUGCAAGACACGAAAAAGUCAUUUUAUAAACACUUUCUUCAUAGCGGAUUUCCAGUCGAGUCUUACCUACAUAAAGUACUCGAUAAUCAUUUGAACGCAGAGAUAGCUAGCGGUACUAUUGGUAGCAUUCAGGGUGCACUGGACUUUUUGACAUGGACCUACUUUUAUCGUAGAGUUUACCAGAAUCCUUUUUACUACGGCGCUGAAGGUGAUGAUCAGGACAGUGUAGACAAGUUUCUAUCGGGCUUAGUCGUUAAUGGUUUUAAUGAACUUGAAAAAUCUGCAUGUAUAUACCGAGUGGAUGAAGAAAGCUAUGCUCCUACUUCCUUAGGAAAGAUUGUCAGUUACUAUUACUUAUUUCAUCAAACUGUGAGGAAUUAUGUACAGAAAGUUAAAGAGGAGAUUGACUUUCAAUUUGCUCUUCAACUUCUAUGUGAAGCUACGGAGUUUGAUGAUUUAGCUGUCAGACACAACGAAGAUUUAAUUAACGCUGAAAUUAACAAGAGCCUUAAGUAUUCUGCUGAAUGCCUUAACUUAAAUAUGGUUGAUCCGCAUGUGAAAGCAUUUAUCUUAUCUCAAGCUCAUAUGGGUAGAUUGAAACUACCUAUUGAUGAUUAUAUAACAGAUACACUUCAAGUUUUGGACCAGGUUAUUCGUAUCAUUCAAGCAUACAUUGAUGUUGCAGCUGAAUUGGGUUACUCACAAGUGUGCUUAAAAUAUAUGACUUUGUUGCAGUGUUUUAAACAAGCUUGUUAUCCUGACGCUCUCUACAGAAAUGCUCUUCCAGGAUUCCAUUGUAAUGAAGAAAAAGAUGCUAUGAAAAUGGUUUAUCAGUUUGCCGGUAAACCGAGAGAAUACCUCGAAAAGGAGUUAUCGAAGAAUGAAAAUGUUUUCGACCUGUCAGCAGCAAUCGAAAAGCUUAUGGCGUAUCCUGAUUUGGAUAUUCGGCUUUCACAAAAAGAAGCUGAAAAAUUACAAGUCUCUUUGCGUCGUAAAAACAAACCUUUGAAUCCCGACUUUUCUAUUUCUGCUCCAUUUCCUAAAUCGCAAACUGAAGGUUUUUUCGUCUUAGUCAUUGACUCGGCUACAAAGGAAUUGUUUGCUAUUCGUCGUGUAUCCUUGUCUGGAAAAGGACAAUCGGAUCAUGUUAGACUUUCACUUACUUGCAAGCUGGAAAUUCCUGAACCUUGCCGCGGACGCAAAGUCAAAGUCAUGGUUGUCUGUGAUGGAUAUCCCUUGACGUACGAACAAAAAUUCGUUUUGCAAGAAUAAAACGAAAUUAUCUAUACCAUUAUUUAUUCUCAGUUUUACAAUAUUUUUGUUAGUAAAAAUAACAAAUACUAUGUCUUAAAGAGCUCCAAGACCAAA
Schizosaccharomyces cryophilus OY26 is the source of this 6004-nucleotide messenger RNA. RefSeq names its product ATP-dependent RNA helicase Slh1. Gene Ontology annotation, molecular function: ATP hydrolysis activity; nucleic acid binding; ATP binding. NCBI's taxonomy places the organism in Eukaryota, Fungi, Ascomycota, Schizosaccharomycetes, Schizosaccharomycetales, Schizosaccharomycetaceae. The record is from RefSeq and is a predicted model, not a curated record. The coding region runs from base 119 to 5908 and encodes 1929 amino acids. The transcript has a single exon.